CCCAUAUCUUUGUAGGCAAUUUCCAUUUGAUUUAAAAACAUAAACAUCAGACUAUUGGUUCCGGUACAUUACUAUUGUCCAUAAUUCUGUUUGUGAUAUAGGCUCACACAGUGUUAACGUAUCCGCCAUGACUGAAAAAAGCUACCCUUUGGAAAUCAGGGAUGCUCCCCCGGAAUUAGUGGCGGAGAUUCGAAAAUACUCUAAUGGUGCUCCAAUGGACUACAUACAAGUGGGCCCUCAGAAAUAUAUCUUUCCUUCGGGAUUUAGAAAUGAAUGUAUGAAAUUGUACAACAUGGAAUUGCGACCGGAUGAUGUUUUUGUAGCCACCUUUCCCAAAUCAGGAACGACUUGGACCCAAGAACUUGUUUGGUUAAUAGGAAAUAACUUUGAUUACGAAACUGCAGCGAAAAUAUUCCUGAAAGAAAGAUUUCCUUUUAUUGAAUUACCAAUGAUGCUGAGCGAUCCAAAAGUGGUGCAGUGGGCGCGUGACCAGGUGAAGGGUGACUCCGCAGUCAACGAAGCGGUCAUGAAGAUGUUUAGUGUCCCAAUGAUGGAAGUCGUAGCCAAACUUCCGUCGCCCCGAUUCAUCAAGACACAUUUGCCAUUUUCAAUGCUACCACCCAGCCUUCUGGAUACCGUGAAGGUGGUCUACGUGGCUAGAGAUCCCAGGGAUGUGGCCGUGUCGUACUACCAUCACAGCAAACUAUUCAAACUGAAAAAUUUCCAGGGCGAUUUCCCAGAAUUCUGGCAGAUUUUCUUGAAGGAUGGAUUCGACUGGUGUCCAUAUUUCGCUCAUGUCAAAGAAGCUUGGGCCAAGAGGGGUCACCCCAACUUGUUAUUCUUAUUUUACGAAGAACUAUAUAAGGAUUUACCUGCAGCCGUCCGACGUGUCGCUAAAUUCCUACAGAAGCCGGUGUCGGAAGAGCAGGUUAGCAAGCUGUGCGAUCAUCUGCACAUCGAUAAUUUUAGGAAGAACAAGUCCGUCAAUUCGGAGGAAAUGCAAGAGAUCGGAUUUGCGAAUAAAACAGAAAAUUUCAUUAGGAAGGGUAAAGCGGGAGGCUGGCGCGCUUACUUCGAUUACGAUAUGACGCUUCAGGCGGAGCGCUGGAUGCAGGAGAACCUUCGGGACACCGACCUUCGGUUCCCAACAAAGGACUAAAAAAAAUAUGCAUCUUUGUGACACCGACCUCUGGUUCCCAACGAAAGAUUAGUUGAAUAUCACGUUUUGCGACCAGUGUUUAAUUUACUGACCAGUAAAAAUGUUAAAUUCUGUAGUAAUACGAGUAGUUUAAACAGAUGCUAUAAAUUGCACUUGGAGAUCAGCCAUAACUAUAGAAAGGUUUUAGGAACAGGAUAUCCGAAAUUAAACUUUGCUAUAGUUGUUACCUGUAUAAUACGAGUAAAUCAUUUUUUAUGUGUUCCGUUUUCCUGCAAUUCGAGGAAGUUAUUUUGAAGGAAGUUGAUAUCUAUGACUACAAUGUGAGUGAUGAUUUGAUACAUUGUGUUAUUCAGAGAAAGUUAAGUAUUUAUUACUUUUAGUGCUGUGACUUUAAUUCUCUGUGACUUAAAAACUCUUAAAUGUUUAUUAGAAUUUUGAUUAAUAAAUAUAAUUUUAUUUAAUAAACCAAAAGUAAUUUUGAAAAAAACCAAAGUAAAAAUAAAUUUAUUGAAAUAAAAACCAUUGUAGGAAUUGAUAUAACAAUAUUAUUUAAGCUUAAAAAGAAUGGGUUGUUUGUAAUUAAAACGAUAUUAAACCUUUCACAGGUUUAAUAUUGUUUUAAGGACCACCAUGCCAGACAGCUGAGUGGAGAAAUGAGACUUUCGUAGGUUCUUAUUUUUAAUUUUUUUUUUGUUUUUCAGUUAUUUUACUUUUUAUUAGGAUACAGAUAAUUCAUAUAUUGAAAGUAUUAAAAAAACAAGUUGACAAGCUUUCUAGAAUUUAAAUUUGAAAUCGAUUCCCUUCAGCCCCUCCUCCAUCCAUUCUUCGGCUUCCUUUGUCAUCUCUUCGUCGAAAUAUUCCCGCCAACCACCUGUUUUA
This is a messenger RNA of Amyelois transitella, 2038 nucleotides long. RefSeq names its product sulfotransferase 1C4-like. Gene Ontology annotation, molecular function: sulfotransferase activity. Gene Ontology annotation, cellular component: cytoplasm. Gene Ontology annotation, biological process: sulfation. Bases 128 to 1159 code for a protein of 343 amino acids. The record is from RefSeq and is a predicted model, not a curated record. The transcript is spliced from 7 exons. NCBI's taxonomy places the organism in Eukaryota, Metazoa, Arthropoda, Insecta, Lepidoptera, Pyralidae.